GGAGCGAGAUUGCCCGUUACUUUCACUGAGAGGCAGUUACCGGUGGAGAGGAUAGAGAGAGACGAGAGUGUGAAAGCCAAAAACUACAAAUUGAGCGAAAGGGGGGAAAAUGUCAAGAACAUUCAACCGGAGAAAUGAAGAGAAUGAAAGUUUUACGCUGCAGAGCCGUUUCUUCUUUUUCCGGCACGAUAUUCUCUCGCUGUUUUUAAGCCCUCUCGCGUUUGCCAGCCGUUGACAUUAAGAGGCAUGUUCAGCGGUGCCGGCUGCAUCUCCUCUUCCUUCUCCUCUUUCUCUUCAUCUUCCUCCUUCUUUUUCUCCUCCUCAUUCGCCUCCCAUCAGCAAGAAGACAAACCGAGGACAGUCUUGAAAUAUCGAAAUUUCCUCCUUGGGAUUUGCCAGAGCCGCGUUGCGCCAAGACUGUCGGAAUAAAGGACGCUGACUAUUGUGUUAUCAUUAUUUUAUUAAUUGGUCAGUGGGAAGAUUACAGAUGAGGAGAGGGGGCAUCUGUCACCCUUCCUGAGCUAAGAUUGAAAAAUGAGGCUGGAUUGGAGGAAGCUCUAAAAUAAAGCAAAAGGAAUAAGAUAUUUAAAGACAGAAAGCUACAAGAACCCCCCACGCCGCACACUUUUUUGUUUGUUUGUUUUGUUUUUAGUGUUUUUAUUUUUUAGAAUUUUUUCGUGGUAGUGGGGGACGCGAUUGGGUGGCUGACUGGCUAAGGAAAGCUGCUUCCCUUCCUUUUGGAGAUGAUUGUGCUAUUAUUCUUUGCCUUGCUCUGGAUGGUGGAAGGAGUCUUUUCCCAGCUUCACUACACGGUGCAGGAGGAGCAGGACCAUGGCACUUUCGUGGGAAAUAUCGCUGAAGAUCUGGGCUUGGACAUUACAAAACUUUCGGCUCGCAGAUUUCAAACGGUGCCCAACUCGCGGACCCCUUACUUGGACCUCAACCUGGAAACCGGGGUGCUGUACGUGAACGAGAAGAUCGACCGCGAGCAAAUCUGCAAGCAGAGCCCCUCCUGCGUCCUGCACCUAGAGGUCUUCCUGGAGAAUCCCCUGGAACUGUUCCGGGUGGAGAUUGAGGUGCUGGACAUAAAUGACAACCCCCCUUCUUUCCCAGAGCCGGACCUGACGGUGGAAAUCUCUGAGAGCGCCACGCCGGGUACCCGCUUCCCUUUGGAGAGCGCCUUCGACCCAGACGUGGGCACCAACUCCUUGCGCGACUACGAGAUCACCCCCAACAGCUACUUCUCCCUGGUAUAUAUUCAUGGCAACCAGAAAAACGAUAACAAAAUGUAGGAGUAGAGUAUUUGUUUACUUAUAAAUAAUAACUUUCAAUGAAAAUAGAUCAACAUUUUUCUCUAAAAAGACAAAAAAUAUGAAUACUUCAGAAUAAAAAUGAGACAUGGAGGGGGAGGAGGCGGGGGAGUGGGCCUGCCCCCCCAGCAGCAGCGCACCGGCACGGCCCUACUCACUAUCCGAGUGCUGGACUCCAAUGACAACGUGCCGGCUUUCGACCAGCCCGUCUACACUGUGUCCCUACCGGAGAACUCGCCCCCGGGCACGUUAGUGAUCCAGCUCAACGCCACGGACCCUGACGAGGGCCAGAACGGAGAGGUCGUGUACUCCUUCAGCAGCCACAUUUCGCCCCGGGCUCGGGAGCUCUUUGGACUCUCGCCGCGCACCGGCAGGCUGGAGGUGAGCGGUGAGCUGGACUAUGAAGAGAGCCCGGUGUACCAGGUGUAUGUGCAAGCCAAGGACCUGGGCCCCAACGCCGUGCCUGCGCACUGCAAGGUGCUGGUGCGAGUGCUGGAUGCCAACGACAACGCGCCGGAGAUCAGCUUCAGCACCGUGAAGGAGGCGGUGAGCGAGGGCGCGGCGCCCGGCACCGUGGUGGCUCUGUUCAGCGUGACGGACCGCGACUCGGAGGAGAACGGGCAGGUGCAGUGCGAGCUGCUGGGGGACGUGCCCUUCCGCCUCAAGUCUUCCUUUAAGAAUUACUACACCAUUGUGACGGAGGCCCCCCUGGACCGAGAGGCCGGGGACUCCUACACGCUGACCGUGGUGGCCCGGGACCGGGGCGAGCCGGCGCUCUCCACCACUAAGUCGAUCCAGGUGCAAGUGUCAGAUGUGAACGACAACGCGCCGCGCUUCAGCCAGCCGGUCUACGACGUGUAUGUGACCGAAAACAACGUGCCGGGCGCCUACAUCUACGCGGUGAGCGCCACAGAUCGCGACGAGGGGGCCAACGCCAAGAUAGAAUACUCUAUCCUCGAGUGCCAGAUCCAGGGCAUGAGCGUUUUCACCUACGUGUCCAUCAACUCUGAGAAUGGCUACCUGUACGCCCUGCGAUCCUUCGACUACGAGCAGCUUAAGGACUUCAGCUUUCAGGUGGAAGCCCGGGACGCCGGCAGCCCCCAGGCGCUGGCGGGGAAUGCCACCGUCAACAUCCUCAUAGUGGAUCAGAACGACAACGCCCCUGCCAUCGUGGCGCCCUUACCCGGGCGCAACGGGACUCCAGCCCGCGAGGUGCUGCCCCGCUCGGCGGAGCCAGGUUACCUGCUCACUCGCGGCGGGUCAGGGGAGCACCAGCGCCCCAGCCGCUCCGGCGGCGGGGAGACCUCUCUGGACCUCACCCUCAUCCUCAUCAUAGCGCUGGGCUCGGUGUCCUUCAUCUUCCUGCUGGCCAUGAUCGUGCUGGCUGUUCGCUGCCAAAAAGAGAAAAAGCUCAAUAUCUACACGUGUCUCGCCAGCGACUGCUGCCUCUGCUGUUGCUGCUGUGGCAGCGGGGGGUCGACCUGCUGUGGCCGCCAAGCCCGAGGGCGCAAGAAAAAACUCAGCAAGUCGGACAUUAUGCUGGUGCAGAGCUCCAAUGUCCCGAGCAACCCGGCCCAGGUGCCUGUGGAGGAGUCCGGGGGCUUUGGCUCUCACCAUCACAACCAGAAUUACUGCUACCAGGUCUGCCUGACCCCAGAGUCCGCGAAGACAGAUCUGAUGUUCCUGAAGCCCUGCAGCCCUUCCAGGAGUGCGGACACUGAGCACAAUCCCUGCGGGGCCAUCGUCACAGGCUACACCGACCAGCAGCCCGACAUCAUCUCCAACGGAAGCAUUUUGUCCAACGAGACUAAACACCAGCGAGCAGAGCUCAGCUAUCUAGUUGACAGACCUCGCCGAGUUAACAGUUCUGCAUUCCAGGAAGCGGACAUAGUAAGCUCUAAGGAUAGUGGUCACGGGGACAGUGAACAGGGAGACAGUGACCAUGAUGCCACCAACCGCGGCCAGUCAGCUGGUAUGGAUCUGUUCUCCAACUGCACUGAAGAAUGUAAAGCACUGGGCCACUCAGAUCGGUGCUGGAUGCCUUCUUUUGUCCCUUCCGAUGGACGCCAGGCUGCUGAUUACCGCAGCAAUCUGCAUGUUCCCGGCAUGGACUCUGUUCCUGACACCGAGGUGUUUGAAACUCCAGAAGCCCAGCCUGGGGCAGAGCGCUCUUUCUCCACCUUCGGCAAAGAGAAGGCCCUGCACAGCACUCUGGAGAGGAAGGAGCUGGACGGACUGCUGUCUACUACACGAGCGCCUUACAAACCACCGUAUUUGAAAAUGUUGUGGAGGCAUCUGCGUGGAGAGGCCUGCGUGGCAAGGGAUGGAGCCCAGUCAACAAACACAUGAGUGAGCACAGAAGCAGUCUCCCAAGUCGCGCAUUUGGAUAAGACCUCAGCUCCUGCCAACAGCUUGUCUGCGGCCCCAGGAGAGACCUUAACCAGAGGCACAGCUAAGCUGAGCUAAAAUUUCUGAACCCUACAAACUGUGAGAUAAAUGUUUGUGGAUUAAGCUGCUAUGCUACGGGGAAUAUUGUUAUGCAGCAACAGAUAACUAAUACAAUAUAUAAUUCUGAAUCCUAUUGUGUGUUACAGUAGUAUGAAGAACUGAUUUUUUUUUUAGUGUGAUAUUGUCACUGUCUCAAACUAUAUGAAUAAUAUGCACUCUUUUCUUCUCAAAUCUCUUCAAUUUUCAGUUCUCCUUUACUUUCCUCUACCUCACAAAUAAUC
This is a messenger RNA of Fukomys damarensis (Damara mole-rat), 4039 nucleotides long. Its product is annotated as protocadherin-10. Gene Ontology annotation, molecular function: calcium ion binding. Gene Ontology annotation, cellular component: plasma membrane. Gene Ontology annotation, biological process: homophilic cell-cell adhesion. The record is from RefSeq and is a predicted model, not a curated record. NCBI's taxonomy places the organism in Eukaryota, Metazoa, Chordata, Mammalia, Rodentia, Bathyergidae. The transcript is spliced from 6 exons.